AGGGUGAGAUCCAAGGAACCGCCGCUACACCCCAACAACCGCGAAAUGCCUGUAAGCCACCUUAUACAAACGUCCCCAAAAAUAUCGCAUGCAUUCUGAUUUUCGCGCGCCCAAGUCGCAGAGCUCAUGACACGAAAGCGCAAGCCCGAACCGAUUCCAGAACCCUCUAAACCUUUUUCUCGCAACAAGCCCCCUCAUAGAAGCCGCGAUGCCCUUGGUGCAUAUAUCGAAAACCCAUCCUCCUCUCCAGCCUCGCGAGUGAUCUACCACAAUGACGAUUUCGUCGCCAUCAACGACCUCUACCCAAAGGCCAGCGUUCACACGCUGCUGCUCCCUCGAUCCUCCAAGCACAACCUCCUCCACCCCUUCGAAGCUUUCGACGACCCCGAGUUCCUGGCUACGGUACAAAAGGAGACCUUAAAGCUGAAGGAUCUCGUAGCUAAAGAGCUACAACGGCGGUUCGCAAAGGAAAGCAAAGCCGAGGCAGAGCGAGAAGCCGUGCUCGACGGACGCGCAGAGCCGACAGGCACCGAGCUUCCCGAGGGUCGAAAUUGGCACGCCGAGAUCAUUACUGGCAUACAUGCGCAUCCGAGCAUGAACCAUCUACACGUCCACGUGCUUUCACGAGACAUGUAUUCCGUGUGCUUGAAGCAUCGCAAACACUACAAUUCCUUCAAUACCCCUUUUCUGGUCAACGUCGCUGAUUUCCCACUGGCCCCGGACGAUCCCAGGCGUCAUCCUGGCCACGAGGGCUACCUCAUGAAAAAAGAUCUUGUUUGUUGGAGGUGCGGUGACAACUUCAAGAACCAGUUUGUGAAGCUGAAGGAGCACCUCUCAGAAGAAUUCGUCCAGUGGAAAAAGGAAUAAACACAGCUAGACCACAAAUGCGAUACGCAGUGGCGCGAAAAGGGGAGGGCCAAGUGAGGAAAAGCAAAACGCGGAGCAGCACAACCUCGGCCCAAACGCAGAGGGUUGCGCCAUCACAAUAACAACCAUAGAAGGGUGGAGACAAAAUAGUCUCGUAUUCAGCAA
Molecule: messenger RNA, 1032 nt
Organism: Colletotrichum phormii
Lineage: Eukaryota; Fungi; Ascomycota; Sordariomycetes; Glomerellales; Glomerellaceae
Product: HIT domain-containing protein
Exons: 1
Coding region: 127-867 (246 amino acids)
Biological process (GO): single strand break repair
Cellular component (GO): nucleus
Molecular function (GO): single-stranded DNA binding; single-strand break-containing DNA binding; double-stranded RNA binding
Source: RefSeq, a predicted model, not a curated record